AAACCAUGUAUUAAAAGCGUAUCCUACCCUAGACAGUUAAAAGGAAGUAUACGUACGUGCAAUGUUUUUUUCCUGAGCUGGAACUGUGAAACCGGAAUAGUAACGCGUGGACGCUUUCUAUACUGUGAUUUUUCGUCCAAUUUAAAAAGUUCAUCAUUCGAAGGAUACAUGCAACUAUGUAUAUAAACUGAAUUUUUGAAGGUUAUUUUAAUCUGACUCGGGAUUUAAGUGUCAGGAAGACCGAUACGUACGUUCAGUCAAUCCGGAUGAAGUAUUUACUGAAGUUUAAUGGAAUUGUAUUAGAACCAAUACAACAUACUGAGUUGGUUCAUGAGAGGCAAUCAUUUCGACCAGGUGUUUGGACAGUUUGUUAGUAUAUCCAUUACGAAGGCAGUUAGACUGACAGCGGGAGGAGGUUCAUCAGGAACAGCACUCAAUCACGGAAUAGUUGCGCAGCUGGAGAAUCUAGGAGGCCUAUUGCUCAUACUUGUGGUAAUGGCCUAUGAGACAAAACCACACGGUGCAGAACAUUUGUGAUUCUGACGCCUCCGUGAUGGGUAUAAAUUGAUGUUCGAGUAAAGGGAGGGGCUGCCAAUAUAUUUUAUUAUAUUGUAUGUACUUGGAUUUGAACUCGAACGGCAUAUGAACGCUGCAAUUAAAGAUCCACUCAAGAUUACCUUAAAGUAAAAAGGAAACCUAUUUACUGACACUGCCAGAAGCACGGGCUGGUAACCGAUCCGCUCCGAAGUUUUGCUGCAUUUUGUUUACUUUGUCAUCCAUUCGCCAACGAACGGAGAAUAGGACUGAAAUCUUCUCGACUUUUGCUGGGAAUGGUAUCAUUUUAGCAAAGAACAAGCUCCUGAAAGUGAUCGCGAGACUCAUCGUCGAUAAGCUAGCGCGUUGCAUCGCCGACGCGUUGAACGUCACCGCUUCGUCGAGAGGCAGACGGCCUACGCAAGGUGUUGCUGAGCAGUUACAAUGCGAGACCAGUGUUGGAUAUAACGUGAAUAACUUUAUCGGGAUUUAUCAUGGAUUUUAUUACGAGUUUGAUUACGGAUUGCCGUGAGAUAUCCUAAUUGGAACGUCAUAAAAGAUACUCAAAAGAAGAAGAACGAACACUGGAAGUAGAAUAAAAUUGUUUAGGUCUCGCAUAGUAACGCUGUCGGAUUCUUUGCACGAGAUUUCAAUUCUUUUUCUUGCAAAAAGAAAAUGUGGGAACGAUUUUCUGUGAUACGGAUCGCGGAUUUACGAAAAUUUACGAAAGGUAUGUCAGCGGUAAAAGUGAGGUCUAGUCAGGAGUAAAUUAAUACAUAUAUUUGGAUCUCCUGUCGUCAUAGUAAAUAGUUACAGCUGCUACCUGCAAUUUAGUAUCGAUAGGUGGCGCUGUGCGAAGGAAUAAAAAAUGGCGAAUUUGACGUUUGAGCCGUCCUCGAUGACGUAUGAUCCGAUGCAGAUGUGGCCGAAUGCAACAGAUCAGCCGCUGUUGAGCAUCGAUACCAAGACACAACAGCCGACGGAGAAACCUGGCCCUUACUACUGGGCCGCAGCAGACUUGGAGAGAUUCCAGCAGUGGUAUGAGCACGGACAUGGCUACUGUGCGUCCAUUAUAUGUGUCCUAGGCAUAAUAGCAAAUGGCUUAAAUAUCAUCGUUCUGACGAGGAAAAAUAUGAUAUCUGCUACGAACACAAUCCUGAGCGCCCUAGCCGUUGCGGACGGUUUGACAAUGUUGGCGUAUUUUCCCUUCGCCAUUCUUUACUAUUGCUUGAACGAUAGAAAUAGCUGGGGCGUAAACCAGUUUCUAUUAUUCUACGUCUGUUUCAGUGUCCUAGCGCAUAGCAUUUCAAUAUGGCUGACUGUCACGCUGGCUAUUUUUAGAUACCUGUUCAUCCGCUACCCGCGCCAUGGCCAAACAUUGUGCAGUAUUGAACGUGCGAAGCUGUCCAUCAUUUUAGUGUUUUUCGCAACACUUCUUGUUUGCAUACCCAAUUUUAUGGGACAUAAUGUGAAGACAAUGCGAGACGAAAAUAACGAAACAAUGUACAUCAUGUCCGGUAGACAAGAUUCUUAUUUCUACGAAAUAAUCGGCCGUGUCAAUUUUUGGAUGAUAUCGGUGCUAGUGAAAUUGUUUCCCUGUUUUUUAUUAAUUGUUCUCAGUAUCUUGUUAAUACGAUGUAUGCAGGAGGCCGAGCUGCGACGAAAGAAUCUCCGGAAACAAGCCAGACCUAACUCCAAAGACGGUGACACAUCACGUGACCGGAAGACGAAUCGGACAACGCGCAUGCUCCUUACUGUUGUUAUCCUUUUUGUUAUCUGUGAACUUCCGCAAGGCAUUGUUGGCCUGCUGGUCGGGAUUUUAGGCAACCAGUUUAACAUAGAAAUUUAUUAUCCUUUGGGUGAAGUGUUCGAUAUCAUAGCAUUACUGAACAAUGGCAUCAACUUUAUACUCUACUGCACAAUGAGUAAACAGUUCCGCGAUACGUUCGUGAUAUUAUUUUUCAAGCCGCUGCGGUUAGGUGGCAGCACCAGAGGCAGAUUUUCCCUAGUCCCGAAUCACUCAUCCUCAAUCACGAAGACGACCGAUUUAUAACGACGUCCAAUCCAUGUAGGGACGCAAGAGGAUAACAUGCUACUUUCGUUGCGUACAGAAUUAAAUGAUACUAGACAAUGUACAAGAAAAUUCGGAUCUGCGGAUACAUAUUCAAUGCCUAAAUUCGCCUAUUGGAAUACACGUCAUAUUGCUUGCAUCGUUUCUACGCAACGCAUUUAA
Molecule: messenger RNA, 2767 nt
Organism: Lineus longissimus
Lineage: Eukaryota; Metazoa; Nemertea; Pilidiophora; Heteronemertea; Lineidae
Product: G-protein coupled receptor dmsr-1-like
Exons: 3
Coding region: 1403-2587 (394 amino acids)
Biological process (GO): G protein-coupled receptor signaling pathway
Cellular component (GO): plasma membrane
Molecular function (GO): G protein-coupled peptide receptor activity
Source: RefSeq, a predicted model, not a curated record